UUUUGGAUCCAUGCCAUUCGCAGCGGGAGGAGCGAGCGCCUACCACCUGCGCACGUCUCUUCCAAGCCCUCCACCUCUCGUCCUCAUUAGGUUUGUUCUUCCCGUCACGUCAAAGAAAAGGCGUAUCAUAGGGGGAGUAACGAAUUGAAUCUGACGAUUGGCUCUUGGUACGGUUUCGAACGUCUUUGAGCCAUUCGAUUUGAUUGCCUUGUUGAUCGGUUGUGCUUCUCUCUGCAAUUAGUUCUUUUCAAGUUACCAAGGAACUAGUAGACAAGAUACUAUAUAAUGGCCUCAGAAAAAGAUGUAUUUGACAUCUCAGGACCAUUGCAUAUUACUUCUGUAAACUGGAAAUGCUCACAUCACCGGCGGUCAGUUGCUGCAUGUUUAGUUCAGGGUGCAUACGUAUCAGAGCUGGAUCGACAACAUAACCGCAAGGGCCAAGAAGCUUUUGCACCUCCUUGGUGGGAGUUCUUUCAAUUUGAACUGUCCAGUAAUCUUGUCGAUGAUGCCGAUUCUUCAAUCUUUGGAGCAAUUUAUGAAUUUAAACCUGCUUCUUCCAAAGAUUCUUCAGUUCAGGAUGCCCCAAAAUUUGUCGUUGCUUUCAGAGGUACAAUACCAAGUAAAGAAUCCUUGGCCCAAGAUGGAUUAUUGGACAUCAAUAUCAUUCAAAAUGGUCUCCACCUUACUCCCCGGUUUGCGAUUGCGAUGCGAGCUGUUCAAAAUAUAGUAUCAGCUGCAAAAAGUUCAAAUGUAUGGCUUGCUGGGCAUUCUUUAGGGGCAGCCAUUGCGACACUAGCAGGCAAGAACAUGGCCAAGAUGGGAAUACUUAUUGAGACCUUUCUCUUCAAUCCACCAUUUGUCUCUGCUCCAAUCGAGAGGAUCAAGGACACAAAUGUAAAGCAGGGAAUUCGCAUCGCAAGCAGCUUUAUCACAGCUGGACUUAGUUUUGCCUUGAAAGACCAUCAAGAGAGAUCUACACCGGAUGAUUCCUUUGCCAUGUUAUCGUCAUGGGUGCCUCGUCUUUUCAUCAAUCCGUGUGAUUUUAUCUGUUCUGAGUACAUUGGAUAUUUUGAACACCGGAACUUUAUGGAGAAGCUUGGAGUUGGAGGCAUCGAGAGGCUAGCAACGCAAAACUCCAUAGGGGGUCUAUUCUUACGUGCGCUCGGAAAGGACUCCGACCCCUUGCAUCUUCUUCCUUCAGCGAAUCUGACAAAAAAUUUGAGCCCUUCCCCUGACUUCAAAAUCGCUCAUGGUCUACACCAGUGGUGGAGGCCUGAUCUACAUUUGCAAUCUAAGCAAUAUCAUUACGAGUAAAUGCGGAACGGAAUGGUGUGAUUUCUCCAGCAGCCGAACACUAAUGCUAACGAUUCUUUUGUAUGGUGAUAAAUUAUCUAAUGUUCUGUAUGUGUUUACGAUACUCAAAUUUUUGAGUUGUUCUUUUAAUGUAAUGUUGGAAAUGAACUCUUGAAUUGUACUUCACUGCCA
Molecule: messenger RNA, 1485 nt
Organism: Musa acuminata AAA Group (dessert banana)
Lineage: Eukaryota; Viridiplantae; Streptophyta; Magnoliopsida; Zingiberales; Musaceae
Product: GDSL esterase/lipase At4g10955-like
Exons: 4
Coding region: 286-1314 (342 amino acids)
Biological process (GO): lipid metabolic process
Source: RefSeq, a predicted model, not a curated record